Molecule: messenger RNA, 3032 nt
Organism: Choloepus didactylus (southern two-toed sloth)
Lineage: Eukaryota; Metazoa; Chordata; Mammalia; Pilosa; Megalonychidae
Product: far upstream element-binding protein 3-like
Exons: 1
Coding region: 53-1699 (548 amino acids)
Biological process (GO): regulation of gene expression
Cellular component (GO): cytoplasm; nucleus
Molecular function (GO): mRNA binding
Source: RefSeq, a predicted model, not a curated record
GGAGGCUGGACUGGGGAUCCGAGCGGCGGCGGCAGUGGUGGCGGGGUCGGUAAUGGCGGAGCUGGUGCAGGGGCAGAGUGCUCCAGUGGGCAUGAAGGCCGAGGGCUUCGUGGACGCCCUGCACCGAGUCCGGCAGAUUGCUGCUAAAAUUGAUUCAAUUCCACACUUGAAUAAUUCCACACCUCUAGUGGACCCCUCAGUGUAUGGAUAUGGAGUACAAAAACGGCCCUUGGAUGAUGGCGUAGGUAACCAGUUAGGGGCCUUGGUACAUCAAAGGGCAGUAAUAACAGAAGAAUUCAAAGUGCCUGAUAAAAUGGUUGGAUUUAUUAUCGGCAGGGGAGGUGAGCAGAUUUCAAGGAUUCAAGCAGAAUCUGGUUGCAAAAUUCAGAUUGCUUCAGAGAGUUCUGGGAUUCCAGAGAGGCCCUGUGUACUUACCGGAACCCCAGAAAGUAUUGAACAAGCGAAACGGCUCCUGGGGCAGAUUGUGGACCGCUGUCGGAAUGGACCUGGCUUUCAUAACGAUAUAGAUGGCAACAGCACAAUCCAGGAAAUUCUUAUCCCAGCAUCUAAAGUGGGACUGGUUAUCGGCAAAGGAGGGGAAACAAUAAAGCAGUUGCAGGAACGGACAGGUGUGAAAAUGGUCAUGAUACAAGAUGGCCCAUUACCUACGGGAGCCGACAAGCCUCUUCGCAUCACUGGAGACCCAUUUAAAGUACAGCAAGCAAGAGAGAUGGUACUAGAAAUCAUCCGAGAAAAAGACCAAGCUGAUUUCCGGGGUGUACGCAGUGAUUUCAUUUCCCGAAUGGGAGGAGGCAGUAUAGAGGUGUCUGUGCCUAGGUUUGCUGUUGGAAUUGUAAUAGGAAGAAAUGGGGAGAUGAUCAAAAAAAUCCAGAAUGAUGCUGGUGUGAGGAUUCAGUUUAAACCAGAUGAUGGUAUUAGUCCAGAAAGAGCUGCCCAGGUUAUGGGACCCCCAGAUCGGUGUCAGCAUGCGGCACAUGUCAUCAACGAGCUUAUUCUUACAGCCCAGGAAAGAGAUGGCUUCGGAGGCCUUGCGGUAGCCAGAGGAAGAGGCCGCGGCCGUGGUGACUGGAGUAUGGGAACCCCGGGUGGCAUGCAGGAGAUCACAUACACAGUGCCAGCAGAUAAGUGCGGCCUCGUCAUAGGCAAAGGGGGUGAGAAUAUCAAAAGUAUAAAUCAGCAGUCAGGAGCACAUGUGGAGCUUCAGCGUAACCCUCCUCCAAACACUGACCCCAACUUGCGAAUAUUCACCAUCAGGGGAAUUCCUCAACAGAUCGAGGUGGCCAGACAUCUCAUAGAUGAGAAAGUUGGUGGUACCAGCCUUGGAGCACCUGGAGCCUUUGGACAGAGCCCCUUCAGCCAGCCACCUGCUACACCUCAUCAGAACACCUCUCCUCCAAGGAGCUCAGGGUGCUUCCCAAAUAUUGCUGCUAAAGUGAACGGAAAUCCCCAUAGCACCCCUGUGAGUGGUCCUCCGGCCUUUCUGACCCAGGGUUGGGGCAGCACCUACCAGGCAUGGCAGCAGCCCACACAGCAAGUCCCAGGUCACGCUGCCAGUGCUGCUCCUCAGGCCAGCUCCCCACCGGAUUACACAAUGGCUUGGGCAGAAUAUUACAGACAGCAGGUUGCUUUCUACGGGCAGACAUUAGGGCAAGCACAGGCCCACAGCCAGGAGCAGUAGAAUAAUGUCCUUGCGGCUGUUUUUCCCCCUUGAAAUCAUUGUGAGUGAAAACCUAUUUGUAACAGAGGUUUUUAGAUUUGCAGACCUUUUGAUGAAGAACCUUUUUUUUUGUUCUGUGAAACACUAUAUUUAGAUUAACAGAAUUUUUCUAAAAAUCGGGAAAAGUUAGUUACUAAAAAUUGCUGAUAAUUUUUAUUUCAUUAUUUUUGUUGUUAUUUCAAAUGUGUAAGCUCUGGGAUUCUUUUUGGAGCAAUACCUGCAAAUUCAGGCACCAGAAUGUACCUCAGAGCAGUGACAUUUCAACAUGGUGUUUUUUGUUUUGUUUUUUGUUUUGUUUUGUUUUGCGUGUCUUUCUUUUUAUUUACCGUUUUUUCUGUUGCAACAGAAAGUGGCUUGGAAGUCUUAGGUGGUAUGUAACAAAUCCUUUUUAAAAAAUUUUAAACAGUAUUUAAAUAUUCUUAAAUGUAUAAAUUCAUUAAAUGUUUUACUUCUAAUUUCUUGUAUCUCGGCUGUCUGGUUUUAUUGCAUUUUUUUAAAAACUGAACUAUUAUGUAUUGUAAUUAAUUAUGUGAACUCUGAAUUGAGACAGAUAAUUGUAUUGCUGUCCAACAGGGAUUGGGAGGGGGCAUUUUAUAGGGUUUGUAUAAUUUUUAGAGUUCUAAAGGGGUAAUAUAAAAAUGUGUUCAUGUUUUUAGCAUACGUUUUUUUCACGUCUCCAUUACCAGUUGUAAUUGUGUGUCUAAGACCUCCAAGCUUGUUUUAAAAACAAAACAAAAAACCUUUCUCUAUUCUCUCAGAAAUAUAAAUACUGUUAUUUUUAAUAUUAAAAAAAUUCGAUAUAACUUUUAACAAACACUGUGGAACAUUAAACCAUAUAAAAUGCAGUAACUAUUUUUUAAUUCCAAGGUGUUUUUGCUUUUUUCUUUUAAAUAUUUUCUUAAUAUUUGUCCAAUUAACUAGAUGAGUAAAUAAAUCUAGUAUUAACCACAGUAUGAAUUAAAUAAUUUUGAUUUAAUAAAAGGGAUAAUAUGAUUUCCAAUGUUUACUGUAGGUAUCUUGUACAGAUAACAUGUAUUUUUAAAGGAAAAAAAAAACAGAAUUGAAGCUAUUUUUCUUGCAUUUUUAAUUGACCUGAGGGACAUUCCGUUUGAAAUGUACUGAAGUUACAGUUUCUGGGUCUUUCUCCUUAUUUUCCUUAUAAUGCUUGAAAUGUCUAACUAUUAAAAAGGCAAUUGGAAAAUGUUAUGCAUGUUGUUUAAAAAAAAGUGUUCUUUUUAUUUGACUGACAAUUCAUUUUACAUUCUAUAUAAUAAAAUUUCCACAAGACCUCUUG